GCCCCUCUUGACCCCGCCAAACAAUAGCGCGAUUUCGAAGAAGGGGAAAAAUAGAAAAAGAAAAAGAUUGAUAUGAUAGGAUUUCAAAAAGAUUACCUAAAGUAAUGUCAUGUAACUAAUGUAAUAUAAUAUACCUACUUUGUAAUUUGACAGCAUCGUCUACGAACUAGUGACAUUAAAAAAACAUAACAAACUCAAACCAACAUCAAACCAAUCUCACUUAUUAUAAUUAUUAAUCUCGUCCCUAGAACACUAAUAUUACUUUUACUUACUUACCUAGGUAACGCCCAUCAUGUCGAAAGUCUUCGUCGUUACCGGCGCAAGCCGAGGUCUCGGCUUAGCUGUGACCCAAGCCUUGAUCCAGGCUUCGCACAAAGUCUUCUUGGUUGCUAGAACCGAGAAGGACUUGCAGGCAUUGAAAGCUCAACACCCAUCGUCUGUCGAUUUUGCUGCUGCAGAUCUAGCCGACCUCAAGGUUGCACCCAAAAUCGUCGAAGGGGCAUUGAAAGCGUUCGGCAAGAUUGACGGUAUCGUAGUCAAUCACGGCGUUUUGUCUCCUAUCACUAAAAUAUUCGAAUCAAAUGCCGAGGAGUGGAGAAAUGCAUAUGAUAUUAACGUAUUCAGUGCAGUAGCACUGAUUAAGGAAGCUAUUCCCGAACUUCGCAAAUCACAGGGUCGGGUCAUCUUUGUUUCCUCCGGGGCCGCAUUCGGCGCAUACGCAGGAUGGGGCUGCUAUGGUACCUCUAAAGCAGCUUUGACUCACCUCUCUGCGCAUCUGGCCGUCGAGGAACCUUCCAUUACUAGCAUUGCCAUUUCACCCGGGAGGGUUGAUACUGAUAUGCAGAAAGAAAUAAGGGAUAAAGGCAAAGCUGGAAUGUCAUCCGAUGUCUAUCAGAGCUUCGUCGACGACCACGAGGGCGGACGGCUAGUAGAUCCUAAAAAGCCAGGUACUGUCAUAGCCAAGCUCGUUGACAGCGCGCCCAAAGACUUGAAUGGCAAACAUUUUCGCUGGAACGCGACCGAACUCGCUGGUUUCCAAGAGUCCUAGUGCAAGGAGUAAUCGCGGAAUGGACAUCCAAGACUACCUAUGAUAGGUACGCAAUGAGUCAGCGAGGACAGGACAAGACAAUUUCGCUGUGAUAGUGAAAAUAUAAAAGAGAUAGCUUCAGUCGAAAGAUGAAAAGACUUGGUUGUUUCGACAUUAUGAUUCAGGUGUCAGGUGCACGUUAAAUCAUCAUGAGCAAUCGAACUUGGAUUCAG
Messenger RNA from Daldinia caldariorum, 1260 nucleotides. RefSeq names its product NAD(P)-binding protein. The record is from RefSeq and is a predicted model, not a curated record. NCBI's taxonomy places the organism in Eukaryota, Fungi, Ascomycota, Sordariomycetes, Xylariales, Hypoxylaceae. Gene Ontology annotation, cellular component: intracellular anatomical structure. The transcript has 4 exons. Gene Ontology annotation, molecular function: oxidoreductase activity, acting on NAD(P)H, oxygen as acceptor. Bases 293 to 1048 code for a protein of 251 amino acids.